AUGCGGGCGGGCGGGUUCCCGACGUGCUACUUCUUGGGCAAGGAGCUGAGUGCUUUCAUAUCUCUCCGCCCCAGGGGCCACUUCUUUCGCGGCGAUUCCGCGGCGACCUCAGGGGCGAACUGCGGCUCCGCAUUGGCUUUGGCGCAGCAGCAGUCCAAUAUCGCCGAGCAAAUCGAGUCGGAGAAGCAGUGCCCCAAGGAACUCGACGCCCGGUUGGUCGAGGCCGAGGCCAACAUAAGGAAGGUCGGCAUGAGGCCGCGUUUUUUGGCGGCCUUGACGGGCUGCGUCGGCGGCCCCCAUCUAGCCGCGGAGUGGGUGGGCCUCGCGGCGCUGUUGCCCGCUCGGAGCUCGACUUCAGCGCCGCUGGCACUAGGCGGCCCGCGCGGCCCCGCCUUCUGCGGGCUCCGCGGGGUCGAGGAGAGCAAGGCGGCCUGGCAUGUGAAGAGCGCGGUGGAGCACCUGGCCAUGUUCUCCGGGGCGGACUGCGAGGAGGCUCUGCAGCUCAUGGGCGCGAGCCUUGGGUUUCAAGUCCAGCGAGUCAGCCCGCGGCAGGGGCCAGAUGAGGGCAUCGCCCGCGUUUUCACCUUCGCGCAGAGCACGCAGUUCGAGGCCCCGGGGAAGGGCGAACGAAUCAUCGCGCCAGGAGCGGGCCGCAUCGCCAAGCCCGAGCCAGCGGCCAAACCCAUGGUCGACAGACUUGGCGACGACGAGGUGAAGGACCUGAGGGGCUUCCUCAAGCGGCGCGGCAGGUGGGCAGCGCUGGGGUGGGGUCAGCGUCGCUAUCGGCGCCUUCAGCUCUUCGGCGACGACUACCUGGCGCGGCUGCCGGGCGUCUUCGAGAGCUGGGAGGGGCAGCCUAGUCGCCGCGAGAGCUGGUUCUUCGGCACGUUCGACUGCAUAUGCAAGCCGGCAGGAUGGGCACACCAGGCCAUCAAAGCGAUCGCCAGCGAGAAGGGCCCCAGCUCGGGCGCAGUCUUGGGCGACCUCAGGAAGUAUUGCGAGAACAGCAGCCACGCGGAACUCAUGGUUUGCAGCGACGCCCCCAAGGUCAACGGGGUGGCGCUGGCAGGGCGUUCAUACGCAACUGGGCUGACCAAGCUCCUCCUUCGCAGCUCCUUCAAGAAGGUGGCGGCCAAGUACUUCAGCGUCAGCUUCGGCAUCGUCGUGGACGACUUCGCGCUUCAGUGCGCCGGCCAGCAGGAGGCGAUGGCCAGCGAGCUGCCAGGCAGGCCCCGUGAUUUCCUCCAGCGCAUGAAGAACAAGCGCGCGCCCGUCCACGCGGGCAACUUCUGCUACCCCACAUGCGACAGCGACGGCAGGGUCCUCGUCGGCAGGAGCCUAGGGCGCGAUAUCGACGAUGGCAGGUGGAGGGCAGCCAGCAUUGUGGCGGCAAGGGCACGCGAGGGCAAGGCCGAGCCACGCUGCUGGGACUGCGCGCUCUGCGAUGCCGCCACAGGGGCCGACGGGCAUCGGCGCUGCCGGCGCGACGCACAUGCUGUGUUCAGAAGGGCCGAGGGCAUGGCGGAGAUUCUGCAGCAUUCAGACGCAGCUCAUGCAGCAGGCGCUAGGCGUGGCGAGCUGUUCACGAGAUGCCUUUUCGGCGCGGUCAGCUACAUCCCGCCCUGGCAGGGCCCGAUCGGCGAGCAGGUCUUCUCGUGCAGCGCGCCGUACAACGCGCCCGAUCGGCGAGCAGGUCUUCUCAGGCCUCCACGGACGGCGGGCUCUGUCUCCGCGGACGGCAGUUCCGUCGGCAUCCGCUGGCCAGACCUCCUACGGGCAGGCUGGUCGCAUCUGCUGUGCGACCGCUUCGGCCAGGCGGUGGCUUCGGCCCGCGGCUGGGCCCCGCUGCCAAUGGCGCCGAGACUGGAGGCGCGCGACGGGGAGGACUGCGCGCGCCACGUGGCGCCGUUAAUCUGCGGGGACCAGGUCGACUUCCCGACAAACUGCCAGAGGGCGGUGGACGGCGCCACUCGCGUGAAGGAUGGCGUCUACCCCUGGAGCCUCAAGAGCCACGCGCUGGCGCAGCGGCACGUCACCGCGGGCGCAGGGAAGCUGGCCCCCAAGCCCAACGCCGCCCUCGUCUGCCAGAAGUGCUGCAGCUACGGCCACAGCAGACUGGCAUGGCCCAGCCUACUCGGGAGGCACGGCGACAGCGGCAGCGCGGCCAUCAAGCCCAGGAAGGACGCGUUCACCAUGGGCGGAGGCGGCGGCGGCAGCAGGUGCCAGCCCGCCGGCUACGGCGCCAACGAGGCAGUCCAUCUCAUCGAUGGUCGCGCUCAGCAGGUAAGGGACGUCGUCGACGGCUUGGAUGAUCCCAGAGGUGGACGAAGGGGCGUGGCCAGCCUGCCCGAGCCAAGGGCGACCCUGGCAGCGCAGUCGACGGUGGGGGCUCCGGCCGUGGAGAG
Molecule: messenger RNA, 2405 nt
Organism: Prorocentrum cordatum
Lineage: Eukaryota; Dinophyceae; Prorocentrales; Prorocentraceae
Source: the annotation of a GenBank genome assembly